Austrofundulus limnaeus is the source of this 845-nucleotide messenger RNA. Its product is annotated as vascular endothelial growth factor A. Gene Ontology annotation, biological process: response to hypoxia; sprouting angiogenesis; vascular endothelial growth factor receptor signaling pathway. Lineage: Eukaryota; Metazoa; Chordata; Actinopteri; Cyprinodontiformes; Rivulidae. Gene Ontology annotation, molecular function: vascular endothelial growth factor receptor binding; growth factor activity; chemoattractant activity. Gene Ontology annotation, cellular component: membrane. The coding region runs from base 140 to 577 and encodes 145 amino acids. The transcript has 5 exons. The record is from RefSeq and is a predicted model, not a curated record.
ACUUUUAUUGUUUAUUGAAGUGGAAUUGAACACAUAUCAGGUUUAAUUAGUUUUAUUUGUUUAUUUUUAGAUGUUAGCUCUCCAGGAAGGUGGACAGUCCACAGGUAAGGUUUCUUCUGUAAAGUAGAGCUUGUUGCAGAUGAUAUGGAGCCUCCACGAGCCGCCCUUCUCUCACGCAGUGGUGAGGUUCAUGGAUGUGCUGACGAAGAGCGUGUGCCAACCCAUGGAGCAGCUGGUGGAUGUGGUGCAGGAGUUCCCCGACCAUGUGGAGUACAUCUACAUCCCUUCGUCUGUCCCACUGAGGAGGUGCUCCGGCUGCUGCUUGGAUGAGGAGCAGAAGUGUCACCCCACCUCUCUGAGAAACAUCACUCUGCAGGUGAAGCGAGUUUUCAUGAUGUCACAGGAAGUGGAACUCACAUUUACAGAACAUCAAGCAUGUGAAUGCAGAGCCAAAAGAAAACCUAAAAACAUUAAACGCAAGAAGAUGAUGAAGAGGAGACAGAUGAAGAAACAGGAACAGAAAGCAAGCUGCUGUGGAAAGUCGCAGCUCCAACGAAAGAAGACAAAUCUUGUAUGAAGAACAUCAUGUUUUCAACGUUUCUGCAGCAUGCCAUUUUAAUUUCUUUUUAUUAAUGUAAUGUUUGAUAAAUUAUACUGAGCUGUUUAUUAUGUGGAGUUUGGACAAUGCAUCUUUUGUUGCAGAGCAGUUUUAAAUGUAAACUUUAUUUAAAUACAAGGAAACCAAAGACGUGACAUAAUCAAUGUAUGAAAAUUGAUUGUAAAACUGUUUAAUAAUUCUUCAUUUGAAGACUAAGCUCUGAAAUAAAAUUAAUUUAAUAAGUUUU